GGGCUGUCUCUGGACGGCCACUUGGAGAGCACGAUGGCUUCAAGAACAGCCAUCACAUUUGUGGAUACUGAUAACAUGCUGAAGUUUUUUGGUGAGAAACUGAAUGAUCUUAUUGAAGAUUUUAAAGCAAAUGAAAUAUGGUUAAAAGAAAUCCAGGAGGAAGCCACAAAGAUGUUUAUCUGUGACUUUAAUGGAGAGCCAGAGUUGAUGCCAAAAACCCCUUCAGAAAGAAAACUGCUUAGAAAGCGUCUAUCUGUAAUCCAGGAUUCCAAUAAUAGGUUUUCUAGAAGCCGAAAAAGUUUUAGGCGUUCUUCAGUUCGGCGGCCGAAACACUUUAACAGAAUCUUUGUGGAAGAUAAUGGUAACUAUAAGAGCAGAACUGAGCAAGUCUGUCCUGUUAAUCUAACACAACCAGAGUCACCUGCAAGAGCAACAAUGGCCAGUCUAGAAACUGAAAAACACAAUAUUGUCCCAGUUAAUAGUAGAGUUCCAUUGAUUGAAUUGUCGCUGAAUGACUGCAAGCCUCCAGAAUUGCAGAAGAGUCAUGUGGCCAACUUAGCUCAAUCUCUUCUGAUUUCUGAAGAUGUGAACUUGUUUCAAGAAACAGUUAAAGCAAAACAACCUAUGAGUGAAACUAUUUUGGAAACUGCAAUGAACCCCAGCAGCCCAAAUCCUGAAGGAAUGAAGCUGAAAAUUGAUGUUACUGCUAAAGUAAAUGCAGUUACUGGAGACACCCAUUUAGCUAACUGGGAGUUAGGCGAUACUCCCAUUGCAGAUGGGGGUUCCAACUCUGGGGAAGUUGAAAAUAAGCUUGUUCGCAACCAUAAUCGCAGAUCGGUACGGAAAAGCAUUAGCAGUCGCCGGUCCAGCUGCUUCAGAUUGAUGGAUAAAUUUUCACUGAAUGUUCAACGGACUACCAUGGUGCGGAAAUCCAGCAGAAAAUCUUUGCACAAAUCAGUUGCCUGGAGAAAAAAUAUGCAGGAGUCCUCUGCUUCCAGUUAUCAUAACUCUGUUCAGAAAUUGAAGAAAAAUAUGGAAGAAGAAUGUGUUGAAGUGACUGAACCAAAUCAAAAUCGACCAGUCAUGUUGGGUCCUGAAAAGCACGGUCCUCGAUGCACUAGAAAUGCCACAAAAAUUGUGAAGGCCAACCUUGAGAAUGUGUCUCGGCUGCAAGCUUGUAGAAAUUCACCAAGGUUUCAGGGAAAAGAUAGCAGCAAUUCUGAUGAACUGAAUUCUGACAAUCUGAGGCUUGGAUGUAAAAAUAAUUACAGGCAAGGCGUUGAAAAUGUGCAUAAUCACACUGGGGUGUUGAAUUGUGACGAUUCUCUGCCAAGAAAGAAGAGUGCUUCCCCAUCUUGUCCUCCAAGUAAGAAAAAGAUCCGCCUGAAAAAUCUGAAGAAGCAAGAAGAAGUGAGAAUAGAGAGACAAGAGGAAGAAAAGAAACACCAAUUGGAAGAACUUAAAAAAAAGAGGCAUCUGAGAUGUGUUUUGGAAACUCGUUCCCGAGUUGAUCAACAAGAGGAGGAGAAAAAGAGAAAAGCUGAGCAAAAAAAUUCUCAGAUUGAUGAAAAGAUGCAUGAGAAAUGUCUUGCUGAAGAAAGAGCCAAGAAGAAAGCCACUCAGAGGAAGGAAGAGGCAAAAUCCCGAAGGCCACAAGAAGAAGCCCAAAAACAGAAACUUCAGGUGGAAGAGAAACACCAAGAGCUGUUGCAACAGAAGGAGGAAGAACUGGAGAAGCAACACAAAAUAGCAGAAGCUAGAAAGCUUCAAGAGCAGCAACCAUCUGAGCUGGAGAAGGCCAGACUGCAUGUGUUGCAAGUGACUACAGAUAGGCAGUGGGAAAGGAAGAGGGAGCAAGAGCACAUCCAGACAGACAAAGAGUAUGAACAUCUAGAGAAAGACAAAGCCAUCCAGUUGCAGCAAAAGCUGGAGCAAACCACACCAGAGGAUGCUGCACUGCUGGCUGAACAAGAACAGGGACAGCUUCAUGGAGCAACCCAAGACAAAGAAAGAAAGCUGGAAGAACAGCAAUUGAAAGAACUGGGAAAUCUGACUUUAGCAAAUGGGGAAUCUACAAGUCUAAAGUUGGAACCAAAGCAGCAAGAAAAUGAGAGUAGACUUUGUGAAGAUCAAAGAAAAUGCAAGGAAGAAAAGAACUUGAAAGUGAAGGAAGAGGUCUCCAACAAAAAUAUACUGAAUGUAACUAUAGGUGUCCAUCAUUCAGCGGUACUGGAGUCUUACACUAUGACUCCUAAUGGCUACUCAAAAAUUAAAUUGUCUAAAGUCAAUCUGGAAACUUACGGGAUGGAUUUACAAAGUGAUGAUUCAACAGAUGAUGAGGGAGCACCACGUAAACCUAUCCCUACUUGGGCUAAUGGUGCCCAAUUGCAGCAAGCGCUCGUAAAGCAGUAUUAUCACCCACUUGAUUUAGACAAAUUCUUCGGUGUCAUUCAACCCCCAAAUCUUGAGAACAUCUUCGGCAAAAGCAAGCCACGUUAUCUGAAACGCACAAGUUCUGCAGUAUGGCAUUCGCCACCAGCAUCAAACAGUAUAAGGAAUGUACCCUACGGUUUUAUGAAAUACUGAAAGUAAUCCUUUCAUUAGAAAUGACAUUCUAAAUGUUGUAAUGAGUAAAAUGAACUCUCCUUGUAUCCCUUUAUCUAUAUUAUAUCUUUAUUGCUUGGUUUUUUUUUAACUGUCCUAUUUUACAGGCAAGCACCUCUCAGCUGGUUGUCACAAAUCUCUUUUGAGUAUUGAUGUUCUAAAGCUGUUGCAUUUUAAUACACUAGGGUUUUCUUAAAGCUAACUUUCAUUAGACUUUUAUUUUGUGCCUGAGUUCAUACCCUGAUGGGAUAAAUGUGUCUCUAUCUCCUGCCUUAAGGGUCAUGUACAAAAUGUAAUUUGGAAAUACCAUUAAGUUUAUGCUGCCGAGAUGAACCUGCAUAAUGCUUCUAACUUAGCAACAAUUGGCAAACUCGGUGCCUGAUAAGUGAUAUGACGGAUUGUAGUUGAAGAAAUCUCAUCUCAUCUCAUUGUUGGAAUGUAGUUUUUUUUUUGUGGUUUGGGCAAGGUGCUUUUUGUUGUGCAUCUGGCUCUGUCUUGACUUGAAUUGGGCAGGUUGCUAAUUCUUGAUUGGUGAAAUGUUCCUUGUGUUUAAAUUGAGGAUUUCAUUUCCAAUAGAAUUUUUUUUUAUCUGAGUAAUAAUUAAUCUUGUGUAUUUGGCAUUUUUUGUUUUUAGAAGCUACUAGAAUAGUACUUUUUAUCCAAAAAUACUGGAAACACGUGGCCAGGUGGUCCAAGAUAUGUCAGGUUAAAUUUCUUUAUCUAUUAUGAGUUCACUACCUUGAUUGGAAUAAUACUUUUAAAAUUGUGAAAUCAGUAAAAACACCUCCUGGAUGAGGGGCUGGGAAACUGGCAAAAUCUUCAUUUUUUUGAAGAUUUGAGGACAAGAUCAGGCUUGUCUUUCCCUGCGCCCCCUCUCAAAUUAGACUGCCAAACUCCAUUAUUUAACCUUGUGUGCAGGAUGAUCACCUGGCAGCAAUCUUGAAAGUGCUUGCACAUUCAUGACCCACAGGAAUUGUCUUGAAAGGAGAGUAAAUUGACCACACUGCUCUUUACUGUUUGAAACCAUUGCAAAAUCUGAUGCAGUACUCUGAGGUUGAAACUGCAAUGUGUCAAAACUGUUCUUUUUGUAAUGAGUAUCUAGGUGUAAAGUCUCUUCUUUGUAAAUAAAUCAUGUGCAAAAGUCUAAUGAGGGGAACUUUCUUUUUUUUUAAACUAAACUCAAUAAAGAGUUUUAUAUUAACUUUAUUCUUCAAUUAUUCUUUCAAAUCGAAUGUCAUUAAAAUAUUAUUGCAACGAUAAUACAGUAGUAUUAUUGUAAAGGUGUUUUUGCAGCUAAUUUUAUCUUACACUUCCAUGGAACAGCCAUUUAUCUCUAGAUUGAAAUUACCUCUGAAGCAAUCAUUUAUUGUGGAAAUAAAAUUUGAUGUAAAAAUACCCAU
This is a messenger RNA of Chiloscyllium plagiosum (whitespotted bambooshark), 4004 nucleotides long. The record is from RefSeq and is a predicted model, not a curated record. Lineage: Eukaryota; Metazoa; Chordata; Chondrichthyes; Orectolobiformes; Hemiscylliidae.